CAGGCGGGGGAGCGGCGGGCGCAGCGAUGGCGGCUCCUCUCAGGCCAUUCCGCCUCCGCCGCCCCGGCAGCGCGCAGAAGUUCGGGGCGGCGGCGGGGAGCCUGCGUGGGCUGCUGCGAAAGGGCUGCCGGCUGCUGCAGCUCCCGUUGGCAGGCAGCCGGCUGUGCCUCUACGAGGACGGGACGGAGCUGAGCGAGGCGUUCUUCCGCACGCUGCCGCCGCAGACGGAGCUGGUGCUGCUGCGGCCCGGGGAGAGCUGGCCGGGCUGUUGCGGGGACCUGGAGCGGUUCCUGGCCGCCCUGUGCUGCCGGACGGACGCGGUGCUGGAGGCCGCUCGGAGGCUGCUGGAGGACGAACGGGCGCCCCGCAGGCAGAGGCUGCUGGCGGAUCUGAUCCACAACCUGAGCGGGGACGGCGCGGCCGAGCGCCGGGACGAGGACGGGAAGUGGUUCGAGGGUCUAGAAUCUCGUUUUAAGAACAAAUCAAGCUAUAUGCGGUACAGCUGUGAAAGCAGAAUACGAAGCUACAUGAAAGAGGUUAGUAAUUUUAUUUCAAACGUUCAUCCUACAGCAAGAGAUGCAUAUAAAAGGAUACUCGACCUGAUGUCGGAUAAACUGAAAUCUGUGAAAUAUAAUGGCAGCUACUUCGACAGGACAGAGGAGGAGGCAGCGAUGCGCCUGUGCACAAAGGAGGGAUGGUUCUCUUGUCAGGGCCCUUUUGACAGAGAUGACUGCCCAUGUAAGCAUUCUAUCAACCCCUAUACUAACAGGGAAAGCAGAAUCCUCUUCAGCACCUGGAAUCUCGAUCACAUAAUAGAAAAGAAACGUAGUGUUGUCCCAGAACUGGCAGAAGCUGUCAAAACACGAGAUGGAAGAGAAGUGAACUGGGAGUACUUUUAUCAGCUAUUGUUUACAAUGCAUAAUCUAAAACUUGUACAUAUUGCUUGCCAUAAGAAAACCAAUCACAAUCUCAGCUGUGACAAAACUAAAAUUUACAGAAAAAGGAAGCAAACCCAUGAGAUUGCAUAGUGCUCUCUUUGGAAGCAACUUCUGGUUUUGUUUUUUUCCAUUUCAAAAUCAUGUAAGAUGGCAUCAUGUUUAAGUCGCUCUUGUUUCUUAAACAAAACCUUACUUAGCAAGUCUCUUCUGCCAAGGACUUCUUCCUUUAUCACCUCCAGUGCAUUAAUUGAACUGCAAUCUCACAGAGCACGCGUUCAGACCGUGCCUGAUUCUCCCACCUUAGGUGACACUGUGCUGAGUGUGAUAAGCUGACUCACAGCCGCAGUGUGCAGAAUAGAGGCCAGAAGCUGACACUGAUGAUACCUUAUGAUUUCUUGCUUGCUGUAAUAAAUCUAGGUGCAAAAUGCAUGGUACAGAAACGGAACUUUCUUGCAAAUGAUUCAAAGCACAUUGAUACUGCUCUGAAUGUUAAGCCAAACAAUACUUCAGGGUAAUUAUUCUGUGCCUUCACCAGGAAGACAGGCACUGUACUGCAGACAGGCCAAAUGAUUCAGUGGCAGAGCUGCUGGCUUUUCUCUACGAAAAUACCUGCACUCGUCUGUGACCAUUCAAUCCACUGUUGCAUAGAUGCAUGUCUUCUAGGAGAAAGCAUGUGGUGCAUCUCUGCUUUUAUCACCCUUGUGCUCUGGCAUCUUUCCCACUGAUUUCCCUCAGUCUUUGCCUCUCUAGAUCGAGCUUUCUUGAAGCAACACAUACAAUCUUAUUAUACAGUAAUCGUGUUUGUCUGCAGAAACUGCUUCUGUGAAACACUCUCUACCUCUCAGGUAACAAAAUACAAGUAGAUCAUUUUUUACAUUUUUUUUUCCUAAAUAUCAGCUGAUAGCAACUGAACUCUCAGGGAUGAGUAUUUUUUAAAUCAAAAAAUAAAAGUGAAAUCACUGCCAUCUUUCUGUGUAUCUGGAGGUAGAGGUGCGUGAGUAGUCAACAGUAAGGUACAAUACAGCAUGGCCACUGCAGACGAGAAGGACUUAGCACAGGAAAAGGUGCUUAUCAAUUAAGUAGUGGAUGUUUACCAGACAUUAACAUCAUUUACCUCAAAGGAAAGUUCUGGAUGUUUACUUUGGUUGUUGGUUUUGGUUUUUUAUUUCCAUUUUCUUCCUCUCACCUCCUUCUCUUUCUUAUCAGAUAAAUUCAUCUAUUUCAGACAGGAUUGUUAUUAAGAUAGUAUUGCUGUGUGAGUCCUGACUUGCUGGGACUUGGAAAUGCAGGAGUUUUGCUACAGCCAGUGCUAAUUAAAGCAACAAUUCAAUUCCUUUCCCCCAAACAUCUCUACAUGAAAAAUAAGCAGGUGCAUUUUCAGUAAGGAGCUCCAUUGGAUUGAGCCUUUCUGAUCAUCUCACUGAAUCUACAUCAACUGUAACAGAGGUGAAAAUGCACGUUCUGGUGUUUUGGUGUUGGGGAAGGGACUGCAAUAAAGACUCUGACAACAAGCACUGUGCUGUCAGCGUGGCACAUUUCUUACAAACACCAUUUUGCACUGUGUGUGAAGAUACUGCCUAGGGGAAAAAAAUUAGUAAGAUGGCAUUUAAGGAAAGCUGGGAGAACUGCUUUUAGAUGGAGUUGUGAUGAAAACCACGAGCACGCUAAAAUAUGAAGGUUUUUUUUUUUUCAGUGUUACAGACUUAAGAGUAAAAAGGAGCCAAGAACUAGCACUGACAGAAACAAUACAUCAACUGGAGUGGGAAUUUGAAUAAAUUAACAUGUCAUGCAUAUACGAUUUGUUUGGCUUCAGAUUUUUGAAUGUUCAACACACUGUAGCUGUAGAAAUUAAUAUUGAUUUAAACCAUCUGCUGAUCAUAUUUUCUCUGCAUUUUUAGAAACAGUUUCUUUAUUUUUGUAAUAAUAAAUAUCUGAGAGCUUCUUGCAGAAUCACACUUUCAAAGCAUUAUCAUGAACGCUGGAUGAGUUAGCAAUUCCUGGAAUCAUAUGAGGUUGCUCAUCAUCAUCUAAAAAAUGCAGGCCAGAAAUAACAGAUUUGAAGGCCUGACCCAUAUCUACUUGGCCACCAGCACUUGUUUGUCUACCAGUAAAGUCCUGCUGAGAGAUUCUGUUCUGCCUUUAUCACUGCCAAUGUGUUUCUUUACAGAAUUUCUGUUCAUAACCUUUGAAAGUCAUUUGAACAUAAUGAACAAUCUGCAUUACUGAGCUGUCAAAAAGGCAGUGCUUACAGCUGAUGUGGUAGAAGAUGGAAGCUGUGAGCUUCACGUGGUUGUUCAGAGAACAGAGGAGCAAUAAAAAACACUACUUAAUGUCUGGGAGAUUAAAAACACUGAAUUCAUAAUCACAUAUGUGCAUUGAGUUUUGCCAGCAGAAUUGCAUUUUAAAGGCAAACAAUGCAAGACAACUUGCACAACAGAAGCUGGUGUCCCUCUUUGAAGUGAGCAAGUCAAAUGGCUGCAUUACUAGCAAGAUGCUGUAAUGGCAGACAUCCCAGAAAGAAAAGAACUGUCCCAAGAUGGUAAUUUUU
This is a messenger RNA of Lagopus muta (rock ptarmigan), 3486 nucleotides long. RefSeq names its product DNA fragmentation factor subunit beta (gene DFFB). Gene Ontology annotation, molecular function: DNA endonuclease activity. The transcript is spliced from 7 exons. The coding region runs from base 27 to 1028 and encodes 333 amino acids. Gene Ontology annotation, biological process: apoptotic process; apoptotic DNA fragmentation. The record is from RefSeq and is a predicted model, not a curated record. Gene Ontology annotation, cellular component: cytoplasm; nucleus. Lineage: Eukaryota; Metazoa; Chordata; Aves; Galliformes; Phasianidae.